GCGUAAAGCUCGAAGCUUCUUCAUAUCGUGGAUAGACUCAGUUUGCCGCUGUCACUUGCAAGAUGAAGCUGUUUUUAUCUGCUGUUGCGAUUUUCGCGUUAUUUAAUGGAAUAUCAGGAUUAGCUGGGAAAGCUCCCACAAAAGUGCUGAACGAUGGAAACAAAAUCCCUACGCUCGCUUUGGGCACCUUCGGAUUUGAGGAUAUCCCUAAAAUGCGCAGUGCAGUGAACUACGCGAUUGAGGCAGGCUAUCGCCAUAUUGACACGGCCGCUCUUUACGGUAAUGAACAAGAGAUCGGGAAGGGAAUCAGUGAUGUACUUAAAAAGGGAUUAAUUAAGAGAGAAGAGUUGUUUGUUACUACCAAGCUAUGGAACGACAAGCAUGCUCGCGACCAAGUGGUGCCGGCUCUCAGAGAAUCUCUCGCCAAGUUAGGACUUGACUACGUUGAUCUGUACCUCAUACACUCGCCUGAAGCUAUGAAUGAAGACGGUUCCCCCGCCAACAUAGACUACUUAGACACCUGGAAGGGCAUGGAGGAAGCCAAGCAGCUUGGCCUGGCCAAGUCUAUCGGCGUCUCCAACUUUAACACUGAACAAAUUGACAGGAUCAAGGCGAAUAGCAAGACGGUUCCUGCAGUUAAUCAGAUCGAGAUCCACCCCUCAAACACCCAAGAGAAGUUGGUCGCCGACUGCUUCGCUCGUAACAUCGCGGUCAUGGCUUACAGUCCCUUCGGCUUCUUCGUGAAGCGCGGCGAGGGCAACAAGCCUGGUAACGAUGACCCUCGGAUGGUCAGCAUCGCGAAGAAGUACAAUAAGAGUGUUACGCAAAUCGUGUUGAGAUAUUUGCUGGACAGAGACCUGAUCCCAAUUCCCAAAUCCACCAACCAGGCUCGCAUCCAACAGAACAUUGACGUGUUUGACUUCCACCUGACUCCUCAGGAGAUUGCCACCAUCAGCAGUUUCAAUAAGAACACCAGUAUCUUCAGUUAAAUGUGCCAUUGUAAUACGAUGUUUCGGUAAGAUAAUAAAGAUGUUCGUAUCAUUGCGAUAUA
Helicoverpa zea (corn earworm) is the source of this 1051-nucleotide messenger RNA. RefSeq names its product aldo-keto reductase AKR2E4-like. The transcript is spliced from 7 exons. The coding region runs from base 63 to 989 and encodes 308 amino acids. The record is from RefSeq and is a predicted model, not a curated record. Gene Ontology annotation, molecular function: aldose reductase (NADPH) activity. Lineage: Eukaryota; Metazoa; Arthropoda; Insecta; Lepidoptera; Noctuidae. Gene Ontology annotation, cellular component: cytosol.